ACUUUGCAAUGUUAGAGGUGAUGGUGGUUGUGAUGGAGUCGAACUGCGCGCUGCCGAAAUCAUCCUGCUGAAAACAUGAUGACAAUCAAAUUAAUUUAAAUUUGUAUAUUUCAAGUUGCAAUGGGAAUGAUAACACACCAUGAAAACUACGUGGUUAUGAUGAUCAUGAAAAUUCCGAUCGCCAUUGUUUCGAUAAUGACGAUGACAUUAUCAUGGAAGUAACAUUAUAACGUAGAUAUUUCAUCAUUCUAAAUUUUACUUACGAGUUACCUAAUUUCCGUAUUGUUGACCAUGAGCAUGUAUCGUAAUUCAAUAAGUCUUCUAAUUAAUGUAAAGCGCUUAGAGAUCUUAAUAUUAAAUGCUCUAUAAAUGCAAUAUUAUUAUUAUUGUUAUCAUAUUGAGAGCGUGUACUCGAAAACCUCUAGACAUUUUGUCUCAGUGUAUCAUAACAAUGAUGAUAAUGAUGAUAAACUGUUUUCCCAGCGGCCCCUGCAUUUCGAUAUUUAAAAAAUGACAGAUUUACUGCGUUUUAAUGAACUGAUCGAGUAUUAAUUUUUUUUUAUAUUUUGCUAUCUGUUACUAUGGUGAUUAUGGAACCGUCUGUACAUGGUACAUGUACAUCAACUCAGCAUGAGGAAUAAAUGAAUCCCUACAGUCAUAUGUCAAUCAGGGUAUUACUUUAGUCGUUUAUAUGGGUUGAAAAAUCUCUAGCAUCUAGACGAUGCUUUCAUCUUUAAUGAUAAUAAUAAUAUGACUUUAAAGGCUUCAGAUGACCUUUUCCCAUCGCGUUUAAAUAUAUUCACCUAACAUAGUCUCCCGCAUAGUCUAUAACAUAUUUCUUUCAACUCUGAUCAUAAGAACUUGUUAUUCUUAAAACUUAACAGCAAGCUAUCUUUGUCAUUUAGUUUGAAUAAUCUUCCCGCUAAUCCAAAACUCUGAUGUGACAGUUUCCCCUCAAAAGCUAAUUGCAUCAGUCCGUGAUGUCCAUUAUCUAUAUUCAUUAUAAAUAUUUAAAAAAAUAUUUCGUUUUCUUUCGCUGUAUGAGUUCUAGCCAUCUUCCUUUAACAUGUUUAAUCAAGGAGGUUUCAAAUGAGAUGGAGUAACAGCAAAUAAAAUCUCUUUGAACAAGGUUAAAAACCGCCAGCAGAAAGUAUGUCAGGCAUGCACUUUGCUCAACAUCUCUUGCAAUUGUGUAGACAAAACUAUUCCCGCAUGACUCCGCAGCUAUAGGUCAUACAUAAAGGGAAAUAUGCUUUUGUGAUGAUACUUACUUUUUCGCCGCAUCUUGGUCUGGUUAUAAUUAUGUGUAGUAUACAUAAUUCGGAGGCAUGCGAAAAUAAACUAUGCAAUAUGUUUUGAAAUAUGACUCAAAUUUGCUCGACUGGGCAUGUGCGGGCACUCAUCUGGCAUAUACAGUAAUGAAUAACAAUAUUCCACCGACCACAUUUGAAAUUUUCAUUCGCCGCAAACGAUCGGAAAAGUGUUAAAAUCUGGUUUCAGUAAAGGUCAAAUCCUUUUUUUUUUACACUAAUUAAAGGUUAAUUGAUAUAAUAUGGGCAAAUAUCUCGUCGUAAUAGUGCUUGGUUAUUGAUGAUUUGUCAUGCAUUCAAAUUUCAGUUUGUUUAUUAAUAUGAAACAUGAAAAAUUUAUACAAAUGAAUAUUCGUAAAAUUUCACCCCUCGGAUUUCUUCGUUGAAACUGGCGGCUUCGAAGGCGGACAUCAAAAAGGUCCUUAUUGCCGUUCUUUCUUUUGUGCUUCUUUAGAAAUGAACAGCUGCUUGAAUAAAUUUGUUGCCUGUUGGAACUCCAGUCAUAGAAUCUUCUUGGUUUAAUAAAGAAUUGUACAUGUAUUCUGUUGUUUUUUAUUCCAAUAAAGUGUUCAUGUCGUAUAGUCAAAGCUUACAUCUUAUUUCGCGCUUGGAUUAAUAGGAGACAAAAUAAAAUGAUCAAAAUUGAAUUGCUCUCUCUCAUAAUGAAGGAGGUAAUCAAGCAUCAUAAUCUGUUUUCCUUUUUUAUAUCAUUAAAACAUUUAUCAUCAUCAUUACCAUGAAAACCAUUAUCCUUCUCAUUAACAUAUUUUAUUAUUAUCUGUAAAUCUUUUAUCUUUUUACUAUCAGUACAUUGAUUUAAUUUUCGUCGCGACGACGUGUAGUAUUAACUGAAUGCACAUACUAUAUAGAUGUACACCAUUAACCCAAGGUUAAACUGUAUGAAAUAUAAUUUCCUUCUCUCCAGUGUUGUAUAUAUAGUAUUUCAACUGAGAAGGCUGAAGAUACGUGGAUCCGUCCUAAUAAUGAACUGGUAAAUGAUAAAAUAUUCAUAUUGAUUGAUUGACUCCAUACGCUUCUCUCGUACGUAGAAGUAGAGGUUAUCUUCAGAUGAUAUUAAUGUUGUAUUGUAGUGUUGAUGGUAGCUAUCGAAUUGGCAAGCGAGAUUAAUUGACUAACUCAUAGUUAUGAUCACGCCAUGAUCAGGUGUAGUUCUCCUAAUAUCAUGAAUAUUAUAUGUCAUAACUGGACCGAACGCCGUGUUACUACACAGCAAAAACUGCGGUGUUAACCGGUGUACAUGAUGACCACACCAGUGAUUUUACACCGGUGUUAAAUUGACAGUGUUAGUUUAGCCCCUAUAGGUGUAAUUGCAACACCUUUGGUUGUUACAUGUACACUCUUUGGUGUUAUAUUCAAUCUCUAGGGUGUAAUUGUAACACCAGAGGGUGUGGUCCUCUAUCAACACCCACCGGUGUCAGUUUUAACACCACAGUUUUUACAGUGUACACAGAGAUGGAAAAACGUCAAAUUCUUUUCACUGGAGUUUUGGGACGGGCAAGCAUUGUGCAUAAUAUUGUUUUCAUGUUGGACUUUGGCUCCCUGAGCGGGAUUGAUCAGAUUGACAAGUUGUCACUUUAUAAAUAUAAAUAUCAAACCGAACAGAAUCCUAGUAUUGACAAUAUGAAUAAAUACAAACUUUAAUUUGGUCUCCUCACCUAUUGUGAUCUUUCGACGUAACGUUUGCCGAAACUUUGGACGGGCCGUAUGUGAUUGGUGGAGAAGUAUUUCACGUCACCUUCAUGUCUUGCGUUGAUUGGCUAGUUUCAGUGGGCAUGGUCCAUUCUCUCAUUCACAUCAACCUACCGUGUUUACGUACUGCACGUCGAAUACCGCGUCUCGAUAUAGAGGCGGUGUUCAUCUCAGAUAGACCACAUUCUCGUCAUCGUUUCAGUUUGGAUCACGAGCCCAUGCUUAAAAAUAAUAUCGUCUUAUGAAUCCUCUUCAUAUUUUAUACGUACCCUUUCCUUGUGAGAUCAUCUUCGAUUCUGAAUUUUAUAAUAACAUUGAAGGAAUAGUUGUAACCCAAAUUCUGAGUUUCACUUGAUGUUGAUGCGAUUCCUUUGCAGUCUUGAUCUUAUACAUUUUCUUGGUUGUGAUAGUUUGAAGUUGAACGAGUAACUUGGAUCAGCAUGGCAGAUGAAUCGAUGGCCAGCGAGCUGAAGUCAUUGAAGUUUUGGCAAGCAGUGAUUGCCGAAAUGGUGGGCAUGUUUUUCUUCAUCUUUAUCGGUAUCUCAUCGACUACCAGCUGGGCUCCUCCCGUCAUUCCAAGUCAGGUUCAGAUCUCACUCGCUUUCGGCUUGGCCCUGGCGACCUUCGUCCACGCUACCGCUCACAUCAGCGGUGGACAUCUCAACCCGGCGGUCUCCGUUGCCUUCUGGCUCCUUCAUAGAAUCACCCCUCUCAGAUGUUUCGCGUACUCCAUUGCUCAGUGCCUUGGCGCCAUGGCGGCAGCCGGUAUGGUCUAUGCCAUCACACCUUCCGGUGUCUCCAAUAACGUAGGGCCGACGACACCGGGUUCUGGGGUUCAAGACUGGCAGGCAUUCCUCAUGGAAGUUUGCCUGACAUUUCAGUUGGUGCUAGUCAUCUUCUCAACGGUUGAUAGUAAACGAGCUAGCCCUGGCGGAUCCGGUCCACUCGCCAUUGGUAUCGCUGUUCUCGUUGCUCAUCUUGCAGCGGUCAGUAUCAUUCAUUUUAAUAUUCAUUGCCCAUGUUGCUUAUGACCAUCAUUAUGUCUAGUACGAUUGCGAAGAAGAAGAUGAUGAUGAUCACCGGCGUAAACAUAAUAUGGGCUGGUGGUACUUUAAUCCUAAUCCUUUCUCCAAAAGGUCAAUGAUCUAUAAAAA
Messenger RNA from Lytechinus pictus (painted urchin), 4174 nucleotides. Its product is annotated as aquaporin-2-like. NCBI's taxonomy places the organism in Eukaryota, Metazoa, Echinodermata, Echinoidea, Temnopleuroida, Toxopneustidae. Gene Ontology annotation, biological process: transmembrane transport; water transport. The record is from RefSeq and is a predicted model, not a curated record. Gene Ontology annotation, cellular component: plasma membrane. The transcript has a single exon. The coding region runs from base 3461 to 4051 and encodes 196 amino acids. Gene Ontology annotation, molecular function: water channel activity.